Molecule: messenger RNA, 1595 nt
Organism: Orbicella faveolata
Lineage: Eukaryota; Metazoa; Cnidaria; Anthozoa; Scleractinia; Merulinidae
Biological process (GO): neuropeptide signaling pathway
Source: RefSeq, a predicted model, not a curated record
AACAUGACAAUGUUUUGAUGCAAUAUGGAUGCCGUUUAGCAGAUGACCCUUCAGGAAGGCAAAGACAUAAACAUUUAUUACUGUCUGACAUUUUUGUACAGGUUGAUAAGCGCCAUAUGACUGGGACAUACCAAAGUUAUUUCCGAAAUCGUUCGUCAUCGUUAUCAAUCGAGUAUCAGCACCAUUCCAGUCAGUUAUCUGCCAUUAUUAAUUCUAUGAAAUCGUUUACGUAAGUUAUUUCUCGCCCCCGUAUCCAUCUCCUGCUAUGUUCAUCCCUUUUCUCGCCAAACCACCUGCUGACUAGCACUGUGGCGGCCAAUUCUCGUCAAUUUCAGUUAAUUGCCUGAUUUAGUUGCUAAUUUCAAUAAUCAAGCCGCUAUUGUUUCAUUUAUUUGGGCCACAGUUAAUUGAUACAGCCACCACAACACACGCCGGAACUGAUUUUCAUGGACACAAAAGGCGAUGUGGGUUGCUAAAAGAAUAUAUUGCGGUCUCGUAAACGAUCGCGAAACAGAAGGUCCGUAAUCACAAAGAGGGCAAGGUGGUAGAAGAAGCCGGGACCAGAAGCUUGCCUUGAUUACACACUGUAAGUUUUAACGGACACGUCAGCUGCAACCUUUAAAGAUGAGGAUAUCAAGUUGUGUCUUACUAGCAGUGUUCUGCUGUCAUUUGUUACUAAUCAGCGCAAAGCCAUUGGACGACGAAAAUAAAGAAGCCGACGACAGUGAUAUGCCCGAAUUCACUGAAGGUAAAUUUGCAAGAUCCGUCAGUGCGGAGAAGCCACAGUAUUGGAAAGGACGUUUCUCUGAUAUGAAGGAAGAAGUCCUUAAGGAUCCUCAGUACUGGAAAGGCCGUUUUUCGGACCCUCAAUAUUGGAAGGGCCGGUUUAGUGAUCCGCAAUAUUGGAAGGGCCGUUUCUCGGAUGUUAACAAGAGGGAGCCCCAAUAUUGGAAGGGCCGAUUUAGUAGAGAAGAAGAAGGUGAACAACAGGUACGGGCCUUGGCUCCUGGUCGCUUUGGAAGGAACUUCCAAGGCCGCUUUGGAAGAAAUCUUCAAGGUCGCUUCGGACGUGACAUGCAAGGUCGCUUCGGUCGUGAAGACAUGCAAGGGCGCUUUGGAAGAGAGGAUGAUUUGCAGGGACGCUUUGGAAGGGAGGAGGACGCUCUGCAAGGCCGUUUUGGGCGCGAAGAGGAUUCCCAAGGCCGUUUUGGACGGGAGGAAGAGCAAGGCAGGUUUGGUCGUGACUUCAUGCAGGGAAGAUUCGGACGAGAAGAGGAGGACCAAGGUCGCUUUGGCCGUGAAGAGGAGAUGCAAGGUCGUUUCGGACGCGAAGAAGACUUUCAAGGACGGUUUGGACGCGAAGAAGAAAUGCAGGGACGCUUUGGGAGGGACGAAAUUGCGGAGGAUGAAGACCAGGGGCGGUUUGGUCGUGAGGAAGAUGAUCUCCUUGCAGAGUUAGAGAAUAAACUGCUGGAUGAAACCUAUGACACCAAACGCGAAAUCGCCACAAGCAGUUUAGAAGAAUCCAACGCCGAGAGUACAGAAUCUUAACAACAAAAUUAAUUGGUAAGUCUUUGGUAUUCAAGGAUGUAUUU